Messenger RNA from Zerene cesonia (dogface butterfly), 5813 nucleotides. It is a transcript of the gene mub, whose product is annotated as poly(rC)-binding protein 3. Bases 655 to 1857 code for a protein of 400 amino acids. The transcript has 14 exons. Gene Ontology annotation, biological process: regulation of gene expression; regulation of RNA metabolic process. Gene Ontology annotation, cellular component: cytoplasm; nucleus. Gene Ontology annotation, molecular function: mRNA binding. NCBI's taxonomy places the organism in Eukaryota, Metazoa, Arthropoda, Insecta, Lepidoptera, Pieridae. The record is from RefSeq and is a predicted model, not a curated record.
UAUUUGCUGGUCCGAGGGUUAGCUCGCUGCAUCCUUUUUGCUCGUGGAACCGCGCGACGUUAGGCGGGCGGGAGGCGCCGGUACAGCGUCACUCACGUCGACUCGGUUCCCUCGGUCGUGUGUCCGAACCUCUCCUGUCCGUGACGUACGAUCGCUCCAAGCUUACCGGUACUAACUUGAGCUAACCGCGUCCCCGACGUGGAAAUUUCGUUCCCAUCCACUUCACUAAUUAACAAAAACCUCCCCGUACCCUAUUACCUUUUUAAAAAUUAUUUUAAAGUUUUCUGGCCAGUUCGCUUACUGAUUUAUUAUUAAAGUUUUCUUUAGUGUAUAAAUAUUGGCGACUAUUUUGGACAUUGUGGAAUUAUAUUAACUAAAUACUGUGGGUGUAUAAAAGGUAUUGCGGAUUGUAAAAGUCGUGAAAACUGAAGCCGGCCGGUCUCAUUUACAUCUGUCAAGUAGAUUUGCAGUGCACAAUAGCAUCGCUCAGAUAUAACAACAUUGUUGUGGAGAACGCUACGAGCUUACCCUGCCUGCAGUGCGUGCCAAGAGCCCCAGAGUCCCAGCCAUUAGAUUGAGUGGAGUGUCCCCUGCCCACACGUAGCCCUGUACGCAGCCAAAAUUCCACGAGAUACAACGGAUACCUCCUCCAGCAUGGAACUGGAGAAAGCCCCUUCUCUCCAUGAGGAAGACUCCAAAGUUACCCUCACUAUCAGACUGAUUAUGCAGGGGAAGGAGGUUGGCAGCAUUAUUGGAAAAAAGGGAGAAAUUGUGAAGAGAUUUAGAGAAGAGUCCGGAGCUAAAAUCAACAUAUCCGAUGGAUCGUGUCCAGAACGCAUUGUCACUGUCACUGGCACCACAAGUGCUAUAUUCAAAGCAUUUACACUUAUCUGCAAAAAGUUUGAAGAGUGGUGCUCGCAGUUCAACGAGGGCGGCGGCGGCGGGUCGCGCGCGCCGAUCACGCUGCGGCUCAUCGUGCCCGCGUCGCAGUGCGGCUCGCUCAUCGGCAAGGGCGGCUCCAAGAUCAAGGAGAUCCGUGACGUCACCGGCGCCAAUAUACAGGUCGCAAGUGAAAUGUUGCCGAACUCGACUGAAAGAGCAGUUACAAUCAGUGGCACUUGCGAUGCGAUAACACAGUGCAUUUAUCACAUCUGCUGUGUUAUGCUUGAGAGCCCACCAAAGGGAGCGACAAUCCCAUACAGACCGAAGCCUAAUGUGGCAGGGCCAGUUAUAUUGGCCGGAGGGCAGGCGUACACCAUACAAGGGAACUAUGCUGUGCCUGCACAAGAUGCGGUGUGCGCGCCGGUGUUCCCCCUGCUGGAGAUGAAGCCGCCCCUCGCGGGCGCGCUGCCGCCGCACCACCUGCUGCCGCCGCCGCUGCACGACCACCUUAUGGGAGGUCUGGCGAAAUCGCCACUUGCUGGUUUGGCUGCUCUCGGCCUGGGAGGUCUGGCACCGGCCAACGCGAGUGGCCUCAAUCCUGCAGGUAAGGCUUUGGCUGCGUUGGCGGGAUCGCAGCUGCGCACGUCCAACCAGGGCCGCAACCAGCCCGCUUCUAACCAGCAGUCACACGAGAUGACCGUGCCCAACGAGCUUAUUGGCUGCAUUAUCGGCAAGGGCGGCACCAAGAUCGCGGAGAUCCGCCAGAUAUCCGGCGCGAUGAUCCGGAUAUCGAACUGCGAGGAGCGCGAGGGCGGCUCCACCGACCGCACCAUCACCAUCACCGGCAACCCCGACUCCGUGGCCCUCGCGCAGUACCUCAUCAACAUGAGGAUCACGAUGGAGACGGCCGGCUUGCCGCUGCCCGGCUACCACUACAUCGCGCCCAACCACAUAGUGAAGGCGCCGAUCCAUUGAAUGGGGCUCCGCGGGCCGGGCCCGCGCGCUCCCCGCGCCGCCUGCUGCGCGCUCCCCCCCGCCGGGCCUCUGGCUCCGAUCUACUUCUUCAAGUGAGCGACCGAAUAUUGUCUCUGAGGGGCAGCGAUGUUUACAUUUGUUACGAGUUUAUAAGUAUUUUAGAUAUUCUUAUAUUUAUUCUCCACUAUUUAAUUGAUUGGAGCGCGACGUGUCGGUCGUUGAAUCGAUUGUCAAAAAAUUUAAAGUUAAGGUUUUUGAACGUAUUAUUUUGAAAUUUGAACGACCGACGCCCGACCGGGGACGGUAAACGACGGCUCGACUCUCGUUCGCCGCUCACGGUCCGCGUUGGGACGUCGGAACGUAGCCGAGUUGAUCGAAUUUACUAUGGAUUUAAGCGAUCAAGUAUUUCAAUUAACGGCUGGAUUCUUUUAAAAGCGGUCGGCACGGAGCCGAUCGGGAUUGUAAUGUUCAAAUAAUAUUUAUUAAAACGAGCGUCGGCGUAGGAGUAGAUGCGUUACAAUCGACCUCGGACCCGCUGACGUAGCGUAGUGUUAGAAUAGCGAACAGAGUGAGAGGGUUAAAGACAAUAUUUGUAUUAAAAUAUAAUUGUAAUUGCCUACAAAUUUAGGUGUUACAUUCAACAUUGGUACGAUCUGGUCAUAUAUCGUUGAGAGUUUUGAUUAACUCCUGAAUCCUUGUAAAAAUAUCCACUCGAUGAUAUAGUUUUAUGUAAUGUGAAUACGGCUAUGACCAGAGCGUAACAGAUGUCUGACUGCUGCGUCGACACAGAACUGCGCAGCUUUGCAACCGGUGGGAUCAAAUCCUUUAAGAAACUUACAAUAAAAAGAGGAGACAGAAGACAAACGUUAACAGUAUAUCAUUUUAUUUGUAUAUGAUCACAAAAGACAUUAGGUAUGUAAAGAUAAUGUUGCUAAUUGUGAUAGUCUUCUAACUUAUCGUACAUAAUAAACAGAUCUCUCAUUAUAAACACGUUGUCGGUAUCGGCUUCUGAAAAUUUAAAGUCGAACAAAUACUUAAUAUUGGUUUAGGGAUCAAAGCCAAAGAUUGUUAAAGUUUUUUUAAACAUUACGAAUGUUGUGCAUUAAUACUAAAUUAUUCUCAGAGUAGUAGAGUAGUGACUUAUAUGUAUAAAAUUAUGUUCGUUUAUUUUUAUUACCCUCUCCAGACUGCUCAUUAUAAUGUUUAGAUCGACAAUGUAGAUAGGUCAGCGUUAAGCUAUAUAUUUCUCAAAUAAAUAAAAACAAAAAAACUAAAAAAAAAAUUAGGAUAGUAUUAAUUUAAGAAUAAGACCACAAUACACUGGUAGAUACCAGAUGAAAGAGAAUUGUUUUACUCAAUAAGUGCCACGUGACAAACGAAUGUGCCAAAAAUAAUGGGUAGCUGAAAAGAACAUGGUAUUUAAAAAUCUUGUACCUAGGAAAUGAAUUAAAACUAUUUAAUGUCGCAUUGUCGAUAACAUAUAUAUUAAUAUGUAAGUAACUAAAUGUUAUUAAUUUAAACCACAAUUCAUUAUUUUGCACCGUAGAGAUAAGAUCUUUAUGAUUAAGACUCACAUAUUUUAAAUACAUAUCCUUCGUACAUAUUUCUCCCCUAAGUCUUCCCCUUUAGUAUUUCAAUAAAAAAAAGUAAGUGGAUUUUUAUUAAAAUUGUGCCAAAGUUGAAUCUAAAAAAAGUUUGAAUGUGGCGUCGUUGUAUGUGAAAAUGUAAAUUGUGUUGAAGUUGUCGUUUCGUGCUAGUCAAAUUGGUCUGAUGAUAAAAGGCAGAACAACAUUUAUAAUAAUCUAGUCAAAAUUUAUUUCGAUCGUUAAUUAUUAUUAUCAUUGUUUAAUUCGUGCAAAAUAUCUGAACUUUACGUUCGACAUUAUGAAAAUUAUUAUCUUUACAAGUUCUUUGCUUAAUAUUUUUACAUUAGCAAUAAAGAUGAUAAAAUCAAUUAUUUAUAUUGUGUAUUAAUAUACAGAAUUGCUAAUUAAGCGAUGUAUGGAGCUUUGUACGUGUAAGUACCACAGGUAUAAAUAGAAUUUAAUCCGUAGAAAUAACUUUUUAACAGGAAAGAAGUAAGUGAAUAGAGAGAGGAAAUUUUAUAGCUGUGAUGAACGUUUCUGGUAUGCACUUUUGUGCAAAUGGUCAGCUUAAGUGGUCGAUAAACGUAGGCGGAGAUAGGUUCAGACGCUUCUGUCCUUCACUCGUGUCACCAGAGCGUUGGUGAUCGCACAUUGCAAAUGUGUAGUGCAUUUGUUGUAUUAUCGGGUAAUUCUCGUAAGACAUUUAAAAUUGUACAAUCUUCUACAAUUUUUUCUUACAGUCUUACUAGAUAUAAUUCAAAAUCUUCAAUUAUCCCACAAGAUAUUCUACGUAAUGAUAAUCGUAACACGUGUUACUUAAAUUGGUGUUGUUAAAUGGUGUAUUUAGUACAAUGCAAUUUUAAUAUUGAUAGGAAUAUUAGUGUUAAUUUGAUAUGUGUAUUACGUUCAUAUUAGUUUUGCAAUAAUUAUAGAACGGAAUGUAAUCAUAUUAGACUAGAUGUUAUUCGUUAUUGUUAACGUUACUUUUGAUUUGCUCAAUUAUUUAAAUAUUUAUAUAAGCGUAAAUUUUAUUUUGACAAUACAUUAUUUGUAUACGAUUGCUUCAUUUUGAGAAUGGCGUGAAAAAUAAGGAUAGUUGUAUACGCAAGUAGCCCUGAUAGUAUCUUUGUAAGGAGAAAUUUACAAUUGCUCAGUGUUCAGGUGUUGUAUUAAUUUGUACGUAUGCUUAUAGAGACGGCCGUUCAGAGGCUUUUAGUUUCGACAUAAUUCACGUUUCAAAGUUGCAAAUUUAUUCUUAUGUUGAAUGGAUAGAAUAAUUAACAAAUUUGACAUGAGUUUUUGAUUUUGUGCCUUUAUUGUUUUUUUUUUUUGUUACAUCUAAUUUUUAUUAUAUUAAUUAGCCUUUAUUGACAGGGUCUGUUUUCGCCAUAAUAUUGUAGUAUUAAAUCCAAUUUUAGCAAAUAUUUAUACAUUAAAUGUAUUUUAUUUUAAAUGUUUUUUCUUGUUAGCACUGAAUUUUUGAAUUCGUAAUGCACAUUUUUAUUCAUCUCCUUCAGAGUUUGUGGAUAUUAGGAUGAUUGAAUAAAUAAAAAAAUUAAUAAAUUUAAGAACCAAAAUGUUGAGAUAAUGUUAUUUACUCCAUCGCAGAGUAUUUACAAAUGUAAUAGAAUCGCUAUAUUGUAUUUUACAGAAAUGCAGACUUUAUAAGUUUGGAAAAAAGAGGGUUGUGUAAUUUGUUAUUUAACGUAUACAAUAUAUAAAAAAAUCGCUUUAUUCUUUUCACAGUAAGACCACUCAGUAAUAUUAUAAUGAUCCAACGGAAGUAGACCAGGGUAAAUUGUAUAGCAAUCACGAGACACUCAUAAAAUGUUUAUUAUCAAUAUUUGUAUCGGUAUCGGUAUAGUAAUAAAUAUCUAAACAUUUUAUUUCGUACAGACGCAUUGUGAAUAGAAACCAGUCAACGGCAUAAUUUUGUAUUGUGGUAUAAUGAACAAAUUUAUGAUUCUAAUGAAGUGGGCUGUGGCGUCUCGUUUUCCGUUUUAGUAUUAAAUAAUGACUGAGUAUAGUAAGAAUGUCAAAUUGCUAACAAUCUAUCAAUCUUAUAUACUGCUGCUAUUUAGAUAAGCAUUUAACUAUUUAUUUAUCACCAAUUUUUAUAAUGCAGUAUUUACAUAUGCGUUUAUUUUUAAAUUAGAAAGCCCACGCACCCUACUGAUUCUAAUUCAAAUAAUGUAAGUUACAGUACGCUCUGAAAUUGUCGGUAUUCUGGCAUAUCUAAUUCAUGUAGGAUAAUAACUAUUGAGAUAAAUGUAUUUCCUUGCAUGUGCAACAAAAUGUUUAAGAUAAUUACACUCACUUAGACUCUUCUUUUAAUAGUGCAAUCGAUGUUCACUCGUCAUAUCUUUAUUA